Molecule: messenger RNA, 342 nt
Organism: Caenorhabditis elegans
Lineage: Eukaryota; Metazoa; Nematoda; Chromadorea; Rhabditida; Rhabditidae
Gene: R11A5.6
Exons: 1
Coding region: 1-342 (113 amino acids)
Source: RefSeq, marked reviewed
AUGUAUUUCUCUUGGUUAUUUUUAGUUUUUUUUUCAUCUCGUUCUCUCACAGGCACUCCUAGAUCGAUUGACCAGAGGCAGUUACGGGCCGAGUUGUCAGGGACAGGGACACCAACUGCUCCAGCCGACUCCCCGGCACUUGUGCCGAAUUGCACGCAGACACGGGGAGGAGAAGAUGGAGAAGGUUGCAAACAACCACGUGUAGAUAUCAAGAAGUUUCGAAAAAAGAAGGGAGCUCAUAAGCCACAAGAGCCUGAGACUUUGAACUUUAAAUUUCGACAAAAUUUACUAUCUUUGAAAUUUUUGAAAGAACGGAAAGAACUACUUGUUUCCAUUAUUUAA